Messenger RNA from Heterostelium album PN500, 240 nucleotides. It is a transcript of the gene srp14-2, whose product is annotated as signal recognition particle 14 kDa protein. Gene Ontology annotation, biological process: SRP-dependent cotranslational protein targeting to membrane. The transcript has 2 exons. The coding region runs from base 1 to 240 and encodes 79 amino acids. Lineage: Eukaryota; Evosea; Eumycetozoa; Acytosteliales; Acytosteliaceae. Gene Ontology annotation, cellular component: signal recognition particle, endoplasmic reticulum targeting. The record is from RefSeq and is a predicted model, not a curated record. Gene Ontology annotation, molecular function: endoplasmic reticulum signal sequence receptor activity; 7S RNA binding.
AUGACAUUGUAUGAAGAUAAUAACUCAUUUUUAAAUGCGCUAACCAAGCUGUAUCAAUCAAAGAGAGCAAGCGGAAGUGUUUGGGUUACAGUAAAGAGAUAUAUACCUGCAGAUAAAAAAGGAGAAGACAAAGUACCAGAGCACGAAAAAGAACCAAAAUGUUUAAUUAGAGCCACAGAUGGUUAUAAAAAAAAGAUUUCAACAGUAGUAGGUGUUGAGAGAAAGACUAGAAUUAAUUGA